AUGUUCCUUCUGAUGAAAAACGCCAUACCAUGCUCUCCAAAAAAAGACCAGGAUGCAAGCACCCACAAAAGAAAAGGGACAGUUCUCUUAAUAAUAACAUGCAUAGUCUCACAGCCUUCUGUCGAUCCGGUUGAGUUUGAUCGCCGUUUUGAUCUGCAGGGUGAAAGGGCACUCAUGUUAGUGGUCCAUCUGAAUAAUAAUGGAAAUAACCCAGUUCUGCAUGUUCUUUUCACUCACCUGGCUCCUUGUAUUCUGUCCCCGCACAGGCAAUCCCAAGGCGUGUCUCCGUCCACGGUAUGUUCCGAUAUCCUUAAGCCGCUUGAUGUUGUUGAGGACUUCUCGGCGGAGAUCGUUCUCGAUCUUCAUCUCAGAAAGAGCUGCGGUAAGGUCGAGGACUUGCUGAUUAGCCAGUUCCCCGACUUUGCAGGUGUCAUGGAUGUGAAAGCGCGCCAUGAGACGGGCGGAGACGCUGGGACCAACGCCGAAGAAAGACUCGAGGGACUUCUGUAUAUCAACGAAAAAUGUUAG
Molecule: messenger RNA, 528 nt
Organism: Rasamsonia emersonii CBS 393.64
Lineage: Eukaryota; Fungi; Ascomycota; Eurotiomycetes; Eurotiales; Trichocomaceae
Exons: 2
Coding region: 1-528 (175 amino acids)
Source: RefSeq, a predicted model, not a curated record